AUGGCGGAAAGCCUUUCUGUAUUAUGCAAUGAACUUAAAACUAUACGCACUUACCUGUGUAAAAUUGGCCCUGACCGUAGACAAGGUGAAAUACUUACUAUAAAGUUAGAGGAGGCUAAUCUUAUUGUGGAUAAAUAUAAAAAAUUAAAUAACGAAGUGUCAGAACUCUUAAAAAAAGGGUUAUUGCCAAAUGAGGAGGUAACUUUAUUUAAUAAAUUGUGCACGACUUUUAAUACACUUCAUAAGGAAAUUUUGAAUUAUUGUCAGGGAAGUAAAGACACAAGUGACACAAUGGGGGAGUCAUUCGAAUUAAAAACGGCCUUGAACUUGUUGCAUGUAAUGACCGAUGAAGAAACUAAUACAAAACAGCUCAUCGACGGCAUUGAGUAUUACAGCACUAUUUUAAAGAGUGACGACCAAAAUAAACUUAUACAGUUCGUUUUGAAAAGCAGGCUAUCGCAGUCGGCCAAGUUAAAAUUAAAAUCCGAUUAUGAUACAUCAAUCGAAUUGAUUCAGGACAUGAGGAAAGUUUUACUACCAAAAAAAUCUGCGACUGCUAUUCAGAGCAAGCUGCACACUAUUAAGCAGAAUAAUCGAAGUGUAAAAGAUUUUGGGUCCGAAAUUGCAGAGUUAUUUGUAGAUUUGACUAUUUCACAGGCCGAUGGUAAUUCUGACAGUUUCAAGGUUCUUAAGCCCUUGAACGAAAAAUUGGCGAUCAAAAAGUUCGCCGACGGUUUACGAAACCGCCGAUUAAGUACUGUUAUUGCAGCAAGGAAUUUUGAGUCGCUAAAGGAUGCGAUACAGGCAGCUCAAGAGGAGGAUGACGUCACCGCCGGCUCGACUUCAGGUGAAAUUCUAGGUAUGUCGCCACAAUUUUUAACACGUGGACAACCAUCUAAGGGGCCGUACCCCGGACAGUGGGAGUUUUAUAAUAGUAGUCGAGGACCAAGUCAACAAUUCUACCCCCGAGGCGGCCGCGGCGCACAGUACAGUUACGGUCACCGCGGCGGCGGGGCUGCCACCUAUCGUAGCAGCAACCGAGGCAACUCCAGGGGCAUGCGAGGGCGACAGUCAGGUAAUUAUUCCAACAGGAAUAGUAGUCAGUGGAACCGUCCGAGCAUGAAAAUGAUGACUCAAACUGAUACAGUUCCCCCGGUAAACUCAAACGACGAAAAUGACGUGAAUACGUUUUUUCGUGACUAAAAUACUGUCAAUAUUAACAUGCGAUAGCACUUUGGUAGCUAUAUUUAAAGUUCAAGAUUGCGAUAGCCACUUUCUUAUUGACAGUGGAGCGGCAAUUUGCGCAAUAAAAUUAAAAUAUCUCAACCUGUUAAAUAUCCCAUACCAUAAAGAGAAGUCCACUGUAAAUGGCAUAGGAGGUAGCGUCGACGUAUUAGGGUACGUCUAUUUAGACCUAGUUGCGAACGGUGAAUCAUAUCGUCAUAAGAUCUACGUUUUCGACUCACUGCCGUGUUUGGCUAAUGGGAUCAUAGGCAAUGACUUUUUAUUUAGGUAUAGAGGAGUCAUAGAUUACGACACGAGUUCAUUGGCAUUAAAUACAAAUGGAGGGUAUAAAAUAUACUUACCCUUACUUAAUAUUUCUGAUACAGAUCUGUCUUACAUUAUUCCGGCCAGGUCGGAAUCUAUUCAUUACAUAAAAACAGAAAUGACUGAUGAAUGUGUUGUGUGCACGGAAGAACUUUGUAGUGGAGUGUUUAUCGCUAAUACAAUUGUUAAACCAGUCAAUGGAACAAUACCAAUUAAGAUUUUAAAUACGACGGAACAACAAGUUGAUUUGAAAAAUAUAACACCACAAGUAGAAAGGUUACAGAAUUAUGACUUAUGUACGUUUAGCCCCAUGCGAGGGGAUGCGAAUAGGGUAAAGGAAUUAUUUUCUCUACUAAAUUUGAAUCAUUUGAAUCCGGAUGAAAAAACCUCCAUAGAAUGUAUGUGUGCAAAAUUUUCCGAUGUUUUCCAUCUGCCGAAUGAUAAGUUAACUACCACUAAUAUAUACAAGCAAAAAAUACAUUUAAAGCCAAAUACAUCUCCAGUUUUCAAAAAACCCUAUAGAAUACCACAUUCUCAAAAACAAGAAUUAAAUAAACAAAUAAAAAAGUUAUUAGACGAUGGAAUUAUUGAACCUACUCAAAGCGAGUGGUCAAGCCCAGUGUUACUGGUACCAAAAAAAAGUUUAGGAGGAGAAAAGAAAAAAUGGAGGUUAGUUAUAGACUAUAGGCAACUUAACAACCAAAUUCAAGAUGAUAAAUUUCCUUUGCCAAAUAUUACCGAAAUCCUAGAUUCGUUGUCUGGAUCCAUUUACUUCUCUCACCUUGACCUAUUCUCAGGCUACUAUCAAGU
This is a messenger RNA of Cydia splendana, 2358 nucleotides long. RefSeq lists its product as uncharacterized. The transcript has a single exon. The coding region runs from base 1 to 1203 and encodes 400 amino acids. NCBI's taxonomy places the organism in Eukaryota, Metazoa, Arthropoda, Insecta, Lepidoptera, Tortricidae. The record is from RefSeq and is a predicted model, not a curated record.